Molecule: messenger RNA, 720 nt
Organism: Aspergillus thermomutatus
Lineage: Eukaryota; Fungi; Ascomycota; Eurotiomycetes; Eurotiales; Aspergillaceae
Product: centromere protein H
Exons: 3
Coding region: 1-720 (239 amino acids)
Biological process (GO): kinetochore assembly
Cellular component (GO): kinetochore
Source: RefSeq, a predicted model, not a curated record
AUGUCAACUGCGAGGAUUCAGUCUCUGCCUCACCUCAGUCCAGGUGAGGUUUCCUUGCUGGAUCUUGCGGCUGAUGACCCUCGCGAUGUGGUGUCCCUGUCCGACAAGGAAGCCUUGAUUUUGCAGCUCUACAAUCAAAUUCAGGAACUGGAACUGGAAAAGGCGCUUCUCGAACAAGACCUGGAACCGGCUUCUGGGGACAAUCCGGAUGAGCAACUUGCAAUGGCAGAACGCGAGCUUCUUGAGGCAAGGGCGACGUAUACGGUCAGGAGAAAAGCCAUCAGUACUGUCCUGAUGACUGAUCCAACAUUAAAAGCUGUUCACCUGAAAGCUGCAUCACCUGCUGAAAGAGCUCUUCUACCCCUGGUCAACCGGCGUGAUGUGCUUUCUUUGACACAUGAGAAUCUGAUCAGUGCGCACAACGCAACUUUGAGACAACUAUCCAAUCUGGAAGUACAAAAUCUACAGCUACACCAGAAGAAUCAAGAGCUAGUCCGGCAGCUUCUGGAGUCCACAAAGGAUGAUUCUUCGUGGAGAAAGGCACUUGACGAUGAUGACCUCAAGGCACAACUUGAUCAUCUAGAGGCCGAUCGCAAGAAGAGCAAAUCGAGAUGGGAAGUCAUGAAAAGCAUUGCAAGUGCUAUUGUUGUGGGAAGUGGAGUGAACUGGGCUGAAGACGAUGGGCUUACAGCUCUUGUCCUUGAUGGAUCUGAUGAUUGA